AUGCGUUUUCGAGGCUGGCCUCGCCGUCCGCUACCACUUCUGCUGCCGAUGUACGGGCCUCCUCCAGGCGCGCCCAUCGGGCCGAUAUUCGCUUGCAGACCGAUGCCGUUUGAUUUGGCUCUCUGUGAAGCAAGCUUUCCACGAAGCAAGGAGUUUGAUGAUAGUGAUUUGGCGCAGGCAAUAACGAAGCGCCAUCAGGAGAUUACGCCAACACCAGUGGAGCAAACUGCAAUACACGCAUUGGUUUCGAAAAUCAAAGCAGCAAUAGAAAAAAUUUCUGCCACCCCGCACAUUUUACCUUCUGUGGUAAGUCGCAGAAUGUUUUUAUACGUUUUGCGCUAUGUAACAGCAGCACAAAACGCAUAUUGUUACUGGUUUGUCUGUGUGUAUGUUUGUGCGUAUGUGUGUGUGAGUGUGUGUCCCAUAUUUUGUCUCGCACUUUCAACUCGGGAAACACAAAAGUUUGGUAACUGAAA
Molecule: messenger RNA, 476 nt
Organism: Gongylonema pulchrum
Lineage: Eukaryota; Metazoa; Nematoda; Chromadorea; Rhabditida; Gongylonematidae
Source: the annotation of a GenBank genome assembly